Messenger RNA from Symbiodinium necroappetens, 1227 nucleotides. Lineage: Eukaryota; Dinophyceae; Suessiales; Symbiodiniaceae. The record is from the annotation of a GenBank genome assembly.
GAUGAAGCGCGAACCCGAAUCCGAAACAGCACGCUGAAUCUCAUCGACCUCGCGGGCAGUGAGCGAGUGAAGAAGAGCGGCGCAGCAGGACAAAGGAUGAGAGAGGGCCAAAACAUCAACAGCUCCCUCAGCGUCCUCGGGCAGGUCAUCUCGAAAUUGGCCCAGGGCAAGUUCAAGCACGUGCCCUUCAGGCAGAGCAAGCUUACCUACCUCUUGACGGAUGCAUUGAAUGGCAAUAGCAAGACGCACAUGGUUGCUGCCAUAUCGCCCGCACUUUCCGAGAUGGAGGAGACGCUUGGGACGCUUCGUUUCGCGAGCUCCGUCAAGAAGGUGCGCACUCAUGCCGUCUCCAACGAGCAGGACGUCGGCGAGAGCGACCUCCUCCUGCAGACUAUGCGUUCGGAGGCGGAGGAGUUGAAGGCCGCGGCGAUCAAAGCGAGGGAGGAAAGUCCGCAGCAGGCUCGGCGGUUGGAAAUCCACGCCGAAGCUGUGGAGCAUGCAGUGAUCAGCAUGCAGACGCGGAUCGACAAGACGAUGUGGUCGCAGGCGCAGCAGGCCCAGCAGGAGGCGACGCGGCAGGCCCUGGCAGGUCUGAGCUUGCCUUUUGCCAUUGGAGGAAUGCUUGGAGGUCAAUCACAAGACGGUGUGACCGCAAAUUCGCCGUAUUUGCUCAACAUCUCGGAUGACAUCUCCUUGGCCGGCAGGCUUCUUUACUUCCUGCCGGAGGGUCCGCCCAUCAGCGUGGGCUCCGGUGAGAACAACCGAAUCCGCUUGAUGGGGUUGGGGAUUCCCGACCGUUUAUGCGACAUCUCCGUUGUUGCAGGUGGAAAAGGCGUCGAGGUGCAACACUCCGGAGGCGGGCGCCUGAUGGUCGACGGCAUACAGGUGUCCGAGAACCAGGCCGCAGCGCUCUACAACGGUGCCCGUAUCAUCUUCGGUCGCUCCCUUGCCUUCCGCCUCGCGCAAACAAAGGCACUCAAGGACACCCGACAAUCCGAGAAGAAGGAGCCUCAUGACCCCCAGCUUCUCAGAUACGACGGCAACCAAGCCGUCCCAACGAUCGAAGUGCCGGCCAAAGGACACCUGAAACUCCCAACGCCACAUCCACGAGAUAAAGCUGGUUUGAGGGCGCGGCGUUUGCUCCGCCGAACAUCCAACUCAGUUGAGAUUUUGAGGCAAGCGGAGGCGCGCAGGCAACUUAACAGGAGACUCGGAUGGUCCACAUAA